Messenger RNA from Pseudoliparis swirei, 3222 nucleotides. Its product is annotated as ETS-related transcription factor Elf-1-like. Lineage: Eukaryota; Metazoa; Chordata; Actinopteri; Perciformes; Liparidae. Gene Ontology annotation, cellular component: nucleus. Bases 446 to 1738 code for a protein of 430 amino acids. Gene Ontology annotation, molecular function: DNA-binding transcription factor activity, RNA polymerase II-specific; sequence-specific DNA binding. Gene Ontology annotation, biological process: cell differentiation; regulation of transcription by RNA polymerase II. The transcript is spliced from 9 exons. The record is from RefSeq and is a predicted model, not a curated record.
AGGGGAAAAAAAGGAAAAAAAGAGGAAGCAAUAACUGGCAAGGUCUAAAGGGAAGAAGAAGAAAAAUCAACACGACCCACACUGAUCGAAAGCUUGUGAGGCUCUUUCCUUGAUGGCUGGGAAGUCACGAGAGGAAACUGAUCCCAGGUCUGUGAGCAGAUGAAGGUUCUCCGUUUGCCAAAAGUGAUGAGAACAAUUUCCGUUCCUCUUCUGGAUCCUCCAGGCAGCUGCUGUUCUGCCACAUGCAGACACGAGCUAUGAACACACGUCGUACGCGGAGCCCAAACGCCGGCGUGAUCUGUGACAGAGGAGGGCGGAAGAUUCUCUCCAAAACCUGGAUCGGUCAGGACACAAACACACACCAGGCCUCCGUUGGUAAUCGUCUUCAGGGGCAAGCUGCCAUGCACUUUUCACACAGUUAAGGUUGUGUUGGGAUUUUUCAGCCAUGUUGCAGCAGUCGGACCUCAUCUUUGACUUUGCCAGUGACCAUGUCAACAUGUCACAGUUGGGGGGUUACUCGGAUUACCCAGCCGUUAUUGUGGAGCAGGUGCCCCACACACACCUGCUCUCAUAUGGAGGUCUCGCGUGUGAGCAGUCACACACAGCGCAUCACCAGCAGCUGCUCAAAGUGGAGCAAUGUGAAAGUGGAGAGGAGGAGACCAUGGAGACGCUUGUCGCUGCUGACUCGCUCCUCAACAUGGACUGCCCUGACACCCUCUCCCUGGAGCACUACUCCCAGACCUUCUUACCAUCCCUGGGUGAUGUCAUCACUUCUCCUGUUACCCAGGUGACUGUGUCAGCAGAGGGGAUUGUGGGCGCUUUUGACCAGCCACAGUGGCACUCGUUGCACACAAACAAGCCUGCGGCGCAGCUGCAGUCCAAAAAGAGAGGGAGAAAAGCUCGACACAGAAGGGCAGAGUCUCCCACACCUGACAUUAUAGUGAAGAAGGACAAAUACAACAAAGGGGGAAACACACUGUACCUGUGGCAGUUCCUGAUGGAGUUGCUGCAGGACCGACAGGUCUGCCCCCGCUACAUCAAAUGGACCAAUCCGCACGUGGGGAUCUUCAAGCUGGUGAACUCCAAAGCAGUCGCCAGACUCUGGGGCAAACACAAGAACAAGCCGGAUAUGAAUUAUGAGACGAUGGGCAGAGCGCUCAGGUACUACUACCAGAGAGGCAUACUGAAUAAAGUCGAAGGCCAGCGUCUCGUCUACCAGUUCACCUCUCUGCCCAAAGAUAUGAUUUAUAUCACAGACGGCGACGGCAUCAAGGAAGAAGACGAUGACGACCACGAAGACAUUAGUGGCAACGACGAGGCUGCGAGCGACGACUCGGACGCCAGCACGAUACCUUCUAGUGACCAAUCGGUUGAGGAGGAAGACUCGCACCCGCCGCAGAAAAAAAUUUCCUGCUCCUUUCGAGGCCAGCGCGAAUCCACCCCGAGGCCCGCCAGCGCCAGCCUGAUCCAGGAGCAGCAUUUGCCCAUCGUGUCCGCGGAGAUGCUGCGCACCCUGCAGAACCUGCAGAAGGUCCAGUCCCUGCAGCCCGCUGGCCACGCCUCGGUCUUCAAAACGGCCCAGCUGCUGGGGAGCCUGUGUGAGCGGCAGGCUGCCGCAGAGACGGCUGUGGACUGUGGGGGUGCGCGGGAGGCGCCCGAUGGAAGGUCGCACCCAGGACCCAAAACUUCCCAGGUGGAAGCUCCACAGCUGGUGCCUCUAACCAGCUCUCACCAAUAAAUUACACGUUUAAAAACACACACGCAUGCGCACACACACGCACUCCACUGACUCAGGACCAGUUACAGAGCUGCACCAGCGAUGUCUGGACACAAGCGCCGAUGUUCUUUCGGAGUGGGAGCAUUAAUCUAGGAUAAUUUUUAGUAUUUUAGAUAUUACGAAUUCAAAACAAAAGGGAUUCUAGAUCACUACUUCCUCCCCGAGUCGGCAGCACACUCGCAACAUUUCGCCGUUUGCUAUCGAGGAGACGUUAAAAGCUGGCGCGCCUCGUCUCCAGCCUUAUGUCGCACGCUCUCUCUCGCCGUCAAUCACACAAGACACCAAAGACAGACAUGCACUGGAAUCCACAGCCUCUCUGCACCUUCUGAAGACUCUGCUUGCACUUCACCUCUCGCAUCACGGAGCAAAUUGUUCAGUACACUGUGCCCUCCUCCUCUGCCUUUACUCUCCCCCUUUCCCACUCUUUGUGGGGGGGUUUUCUUCUUCAUGCUGAAUCAUUCCUCUGCCUUGAAAACGGCUUUGCACUAAUGUUUACCCCUGCUGUAUGUUUCUUCUCUUAAGUGCCUGACGAUCUCAGUCCAUCCUGUCCCCGCAUCCUGUGUUCCUGAUAAUCAUGAGGUUAUUGAGGGAAAAACAUUCCACAUUAUUAUUAUGAUUGUUAUUUUUAAAUUACUGAAUUUACGUUUGUAUUAUGAAAUGUUAAAAAACAAGGGAUCACUGUUUUUUCUAGAAUAGUAAUUUAGCACUGCUGCUGUUUGUAGUUGAUGUACCUACUCGGUGGGCUUUCCGUUUGUCGACAAUCACCAGUGAAAUGGCCUUUUUAUUUAGCUGCAUUGCCUCCUGUCGAGUCUCUUUAGCCUUUCUACUCUUCGUACAUUCUCUUUACUUAUUACACUUGUGUGUGUGUAUAUACACAAAUGCAUAUAUGCACCUCUAAAGCCUUGAUAUCGUUAUGUAUUGUGUGUUGUUUACUGUAUGUCUUUGAACAAGCUUGACUUUGCCUUGUUGCCAUUUUCUCCCUCAGGUUCGUACACAUUUAGUUUUACUGUGCAGUCUAUGCAAGAGUAAAACAGCGGGCCCUUUUGUAAUGAAGUAAUGCUAAAUUGGGGUUUUCCCCUUCAGUUGAUCUGAGUUCAGCCUCGCAAACCUCACUCCAAAUGAAAACUGAGCUUUGUAGGACUCAAGUGGACUCCUGUGAGGCUGAGCUUGGUGGAGGAGAUGCUUGUAACUGCCUUUCCCAGAGAACCAUAUGCAAAACUGUUUUCACUUUAUUACUGAUUAAGCCAUUUAUUUGGCAUCCCCUCACUUCGCUUCAUCUGGAGAUCUUUUGAUACUGUAAGUUCCACUGAUAUUAUAUAAGCUUGUAGCGGAGGGAGAGGUGGAGCUUUUGUUGCCUUACUCUGGUGUGUUUGCUUUCAUGCUCUCCAGAGGUGUUGAAAAGAUAAUUGUCUAUUAUAUAAAAUAAACUUAAUUUUGUCAUUGUC